Molecule: messenger RNA, 1254 nt
Organism: Vavraia culicis subsp. floridensis
Lineage: Eukaryota; Fungi; Microsporidia; Pleistophoridae
Exons: 1
Coding region: 1-1254 (417 amino acids)
Molecular function (GO): histone deacetylase activity
Source: RefSeq, a predicted model, not a curated record
AUGCCCGAUUUUUUACCCUUCAGAGCAAAUAUGAAAGUCGCGUACACGUUCAACAAAGAUGUUGGUAAUUACCACUACGGAAAACACCACCCAAUGAAGCCGCAUCGAUCUGCCAUCGUGAACAAUUUAAUACACCUCUACAGGCUUAACAACCAUAUGGACGUGCUUGCGCCGACCGAACGCGAUGCAUCCGGCUAUCAUCCCGAUGGAUAUCCAUUUGACGACAUGAAGACAACCGAUGACUGCCCGCUGUUUUAUGGCCGCAAGGCAUUCUGUGCAGAGUACACGUCUAACUCAAUGUGUGCAGCCAACGCACUGCUUACAUACGAUGUGGCGAUCAACUGGGCGGGCGGCAUGCACCAUGCACGCAAAAACUCACCAAGUGGUUUCUGCUAUAUGAACGAUAUCGUGAUGGCCAUACAGCGGCUGCUUAACUCGUUUGAGCGGGUGAUGUACAUUGAUAUUGACAUACACCACGGAGAUGGUGUGGAAGAGGCUUUUGGGCUGAAUGAGAGGGUCCUUACGUGCUCAUUCCACAAAUAUGGUGACGGGUACUUCCCUGGCACCGGUAAUUUACUUAGCAACCAUUUUUUGCGCGAGAAGGCGACCCCAUCACACACGCAGUGCAGAACAAGCGCUGGUCUUGCAAAAAAUGUGUGGUCGAAAAAUGCACCUGGCAGUCGCAUCGUUGAUGAUGCGCAUGUUUUCGACAGCGGUGCCAAUUUAAAUGAUUCGAGCCCUGACCGCGGCCUCACGAUGUACAAACCGUUCCAAAAAGAAAAAAAAAUAAAAAACGUGAUAAAUGUUCCGCUACGUACAGGAAUUGAUGACUGGUCCUACAAAUAUGUGUUUGAGCCCGUCACGUCCUCAAUUAUAAGGAAAUUUGAUCCGAGCGUGAUAGUCGUGCAGUGCGGUGCCGAUAGCCUGGGCGAGGAUAGGCUUGGCUGUUUCAAUCUGAGUGUACAGGGGCACGGUGCUUGCGUUGAAUACCUGAAAUCGUUCAACAAGAAAAUGCUUGUGGUUGGUGGUGGUGGAUACACCUUAAAUAAUGUUGUCAGAGCAUGGACGUACGAGACAAGUGUGCUAGCUGGCGUGGAGAUAGCCGGUGAUAUACCAGAGGGCCCGUAUACCGAGUACUUCCAGCCUAGCAACAGUCUAUUUCCUGAUUUCAAGCGUAAAUACGAAAAUGAAAAUACAAAAAGCUACCUGGACAGCAUAGCGGGGUACAUCCAGAACGUUGUUGAUAAGGGAUGA